GCACUUCCGCCCUGUUGUGAAGUGGGUGUCUCGGUGGUCUUGGGGAACAGUCUCUCUCCCAGGAGCCCUUUGAAGGACAUACCAUUGGUUCUAGAAGUCAUCGGAUGAGGACAGCCCAGCUGAAGUGAGGCAUCCAGGCCAGAUGAUGGCUGUGGCCCCGGAAUCCGAGGUCCAGGCCUCUCCCCUGCCAGAGCCUGAAGACCUCCUGAUUGUGAAACUGGAAGAGGACUCGUGGGGAUCAGAAUCCAAACCCCUGGAGAAGGACCAUGACCUUGGCCCUGGCCCUGAGGCCUCCCGUAAGCGCUUCAGGCAGUUCCAGUACACAGAUGCAGCUGGACCCCAUGAGGCCUUCAGCCAGCUCUGGGCUCUCUGCUGUCAUUGGUUAAGGCCAGAGAUCCGCCUUAAAGAGCAGAUUCUGGAGCUGCUGGUGCUGGAGCAGUUCCUGGCCAUCUUACCCAGAGAGGCACAGACCUGGGUACAGGCACACCACCCCGAGAGUGGGGAGGAGGCUGUGGCCCUGGUGGAGGAUUGGCAUCGAGAGGUCUGGGCUGCUGGACAGCGGGAACUGGAGUUGUGUGCAGAAGAGACCAGGUCCUUAAAGGCAGUACAAGAAUUCCAAAGCCUCCAGCACCAGCCAGCAGAUCACUGGCCUGAGGGACAGUCCCAGAAGCAGUGGGUGAAGAGUACAUGCCCUGAUCUUCCCAAGCAUCUAAACACCAAGAUGGCAUCUCGGCCCUUGAGAGAGAGUGCUGUCCUUACUCCCCGAGUCCCUCCUGUUCCAAAGAUGGGGAGUGUUGAAGAUUGGGAAGUGACAGCUGAGUCCAAGGAAGCCCUGGGCCCCAGUAAACAUGCUGAGAAGGAGUUCUGCAAGAACCCACCAGGAGACGACUGUGGGAACAGCGUGUGUCUUGGAGUUCCAGUUUUAAAACCAAGUAUCACCUCCCAGAGAGAACCUGGACCAGAAUUCUGGGAUCUCAGUCUUACACAUUCUGGAAAAAGGAACACUGCAGAUUGCAGCCUCCAUAGUGAGCAAACAAAACCAGCUCAGGCAUUAGCCUGGAGGGAAUCAAGUUCCUGGGAAGAGCAGUACCAAUGGGAUGUGGAUGAUAUGAAGGUGUCAGGUGUUCACUGGGGCUAUGAGGAGACCAAGACUUUCUUGGCAAUUUUGAGUGAGUCUUCUUUCUCUGAAAAGCUCCGGACUUGUCACCAGAACCGCCAGAUAUACCGGGCUAUUUCAGAAAGGCUAAGGGCACGGGGCUUCCUGCGGACCCUAGAGCAGUGUCGCUACAGGGUCAAAAACCUCCUACGGAAUUAUCGGAAAGCCAAGAGCAGCCACCCACCAGGGACCUGUCCCUUUUAUGAGGAGCUGGAGGCCCUGGUGAGGGCUCGGACAGCCAUCAGAGCCACAGAUGGCCCAGGAGAGGCUAUGGUACUCCCUAGGCUGGGGGAUAGUGAUGCUGAGAUGGAUGAGCAGGAGGAAGGUGGCUGGGAGCCCGAGGAAGCCGCAGAAGACUGUGACAGUGCUGGCCUGGCCACUGAUGAAUCUGUCCAUGGGCCCAGGAUUGCAGGGGGCCCAGCUCUGCUCCAGAGUCGUGUUGCAGGUGUGCACUGGGGCUACGAGGAAACCAAGGCCUUCCUGGCAAUUCUUAGUGAGUCCCCAUUUUCUGAAAAGCUUCGCACCUGUCACCAGAACAGCCAGGUAUACCGGGCCAUUGCAGAACGGCUGUGUGCACUGGGCUUUCUGCGGACACUGGAGCAAUGUCGCUAUAGAUUCAAAAACCUCCUUCGAAGCUACCGGAAAGCCAAGAGCAGCUGCCCACCAGGGACAUGUCCCUUCUAUGAAGAACUGGACUCACUGAUGAGGGCUCGGACUGCGGUCAGUGCCAUGGAAACUGUUAGGGAAGCCACGGGUGUCCCUGGGUCUGGGCAGAGCAAUAUUGAGGCUGAUGAGCAGGAGGACUGGGGUGAGAUGGCAGAAGAAGAUGCCAUCAAACCUCCAACCCCAUGUCCUAAAAUUCCAGACACAGGUUUUGAAUUGAGGCAUGAGGAUGAAGACCAGAUUUCAGAGCAGGACAUUUUUGAGGAUUUGCCUGGGACCUUAUCAAAAUGCACUACAGAGUCUGUUUUCCAAGCCCCUGAUUGGGGGGAAGACAGUGAAAAUGAAAACGAAAGUAAAAUGAAGUGUGAAACUCCCCCACAGGAACAGUGGGAAGAGUGUUCCUCUGAGGAGGACUUAGAAAAACUCAUUGACCAUCAAGGCCUGUACCUUGUGGAGAAACCCUACAAGUGCAAAACGUGUGUGAAAAGCUUCAGUCGGAGCUCGCACUUCAUUGCCCACCAGAGGACCCACAUAGGUGAGAAACCUUACAAAUGCCUUGACUGUGGAAAAAGCUUUAGUGAUCGCUCCAACCUCAAUACCCAUCAGAGAAUCCACAUGGGGGAGAAGCCAUACAAAUACCUUGAAUAUGAGAAAAGUUUCAGUGACCACUCUAAUCUUGUCACCCAUCAGAGAAUCCACACAGGGGAAAAGCCUUAUAAAUGUGGGGAGUGUUGGAAAAGCUUCAACCAGAGCUCAAACCUUCUGAAACAUCAGAGAAUCCACUUUGGAGGAAGUUCUGACCAGUGUAGUGAGCCUGGGGAGAGUUUUCGACAAAGACCAUCACUUAGUGCUCACUGGCAAAAUUCUGCAGAGGAGACAGCUGAACAACCACAGAGUGUCAGUGCAAACUUGAGCUCUCCUGGGCCCCACAGUACCAACUUGGGGGAGAAAGUAUAUCAAUGCUCUGAAUGUGGUAGAUGCUUCUCAAAGAGCUCUGCCCUCAUUAGCCACCAAAGAAUCCACACAGGAGAGAAACCGUAUGAGUGUGCUGAAUGUGGGAAAAGCUUCAGCAAGAGCUCCACCCUGGCCAACCACCAGCGAACCCACACAGGGGAGAAGCCAUAUAAGUGUGUGGACUGUGGGAAGUGCUUCAGUGAGCGUUCCAAGCUCAUCACACACCAGAGAGUGCACACUGGAGAGAAGCCCUACAAAUGCCUUGAGUGUGGAAAGUUCUUCCGGGACCGUUCUAACCUUAUCACUCACCAGAGGAUUCACACAGGAGAGAAGCCGUAUAAGUGCAGAGAAUGUGGGAAAUGCUUUAACCAGAGCUCCAGUCUUAUUAUUCACCAGAGAAUCCACACCGGGGAGAAACCCUACAAGUGCAUGGAGUGCGGCAAAGACUUCAACAACAGCUCCCACUUCAGUGCCCACCGGAGAACCCAUGCAGGAGGGAAAGCAUCAUAGGAGACCCCUCUCCCCAGUAAAACAGUGACGUGUAUAUUUACAUCUCCUAAGAUUCUAAAAUGUACUAGAAAGAAACCUUCCAGUUUUUAAGCUUUGUGUAUACCCAGGGAAAUAAUCUUGGUAAAAUCCAGGUAAUUUGGAAGAGAAUUAUGAAUACUAAGGAUCCAGAUUUGAAGUCACUUUUCUCAAGUGUAAUUUGUUUUUCUUCCUAUAAAAACCGGCAUAAUCCUCAGGCUGUUCUUACAUUUGCUAUUGUGUAAGAGCUUUAUCAGUAUUUGAGCCAGACUGGUGACUUGGGGGAUUAGCUCAGUUAGUAGCCCUGAGCAGUGAUUCCAAACUUUCACUGUGCUUUUGCACUGUCUACGUGCACACACCCAUGGGCAGUGGUUUUCAUAUGUGGCAGGGUGCAGUCGGGGCAUAUCCUCUCAGGAGAACCUUGAGACCCCCCCUGGUGAGGGCAUAACUAAGAACCAGUGGCCUAGAGCAUUCCACCAUG
This is a messenger RNA of Castor canadensis (American beaver), 3779 nucleotides long. It is a transcript of the gene Zscan20, whose product is annotated as zinc finger and SCAN domain containing 20. The record is from RefSeq and is a predicted model, not a curated record. Gene Ontology annotation, cellular component: nucleus. Gene Ontology annotation, molecular function: RNA polymerase II cis-regulatory region sequence-specific DNA binding; DNA-binding transcription activator activity, RNA polymerase II-specific. NCBI's taxonomy places the organism in Eukaryota, Metazoa, Chordata, Mammalia, Rodentia, Castoridae. Gene Ontology annotation, biological process: regulation of transcription by RNA polymerase II.